AUGACCGAUCAUACCAAUGAUCAAAACAACAAACACAACACGCCCCAAUGGGGUAGAUACACUCGCUUCAUGGAGUUGGAGGGGUCGUUGUUUCCCGACAACGAGGGAGACUUCGCCUCCUCCUUCAUGAAUCCCAGAAGGCCGAGGGAUCAAUCGGAUCAGCCUGCUCCCUUCGGGAACAGGGUUUGGACUGGGGAAGCAUUUGUAUAUGCUCCUCCUCCCCGACCCGAGGAGCAAAUGGAUUUUGAUUCAUACCAAAAUCCAUCCCUCCGACAAUCUGGCAUGACAGAAGUCCCAGGAAGUGCAGGGAUCCUGCCAGGAUCCCCACAUGUCGGGGGCCCGUCGUACUUGGGGAAUCCCCAAGGUUCUGGGUCCGCCCGACAGCAAGACAAGGACAAGUUCCAAUUUGUCGGGUGGAACGAUGAAGCCAAGCGGAUGCUAUACCGCUGGAAACGGAUUUUGAAGAAGGGUCCGUCUUUCUUCUUACACCAAUUCCCAGGGGAGACCGAGGCAUCGCUGCGAGAUGCUUGGGACAAGUACGGCGAGGAAGGGAAGCGGCUAUACGAAGAAUGGGAGGCUGCGCAAGAAGAAGAGUAA
Messenger RNA from Bipolaris oryzae ATCC 44560, 597 nucleotides. RefSeq lists its product as uncharacterized. Bases 1 to 597 code for a protein of 198 amino acids. The transcript is spliced from 3 exons. The record is from RefSeq and is a predicted model, not a curated record. Lineage: Eukaryota; Fungi; Ascomycota; Dothideomycetes; Pleosporales; Pleosporaceae.